Messenger RNA from Octopus sinensis (East Asian common octopus), 1820 nucleotides. RefSeq lists its product as uncharacterized. The annotation marks the transcript as partial. The record is from RefSeq and is a predicted model, not a curated record. NCBI's taxonomy places the organism in Eukaryota, Metazoa, Mollusca, Cephalopoda, Octopoda, Octopodidae. The transcript is spliced from 2 exons.
UAUUUCAGAUUUAUCUCAAAUGUAUUAUGCGAAGAAAAGAGGAAUCUGGACUCAGUUGGUUCCGGCCUUAUUAAAAGAAAUUUGGAUUCAGUCGGCUCUGGAUUAAUUAAAAGACAAUUAGACUCAGUUGGGUCUGGACUUAUUAAAAGGCAGCUGGAUUCGGUCGGGUCGGGACUGAUCAAGCGACAACUGGAUUCUGUUGGUUCUGGAUUGAUCAAGAGAAACUUUGAAGAUGGAAGUGAGUUUGAAGAAAUACCAUUAGACAAUAUUGAAGAAGAUGCUCUUAAACGACAGUUAGAUUCUGUAGGAGCUGGUCUAAUCAAAAGACAGCUGGAUUCAGUUGGGUCUGGGCUCAUAAAAAAGAAUUUGGACUCUGUCGGCUCCGGAUUAAUUCGUAGAAAUUUCGAUACAAUUGGUUCUGGACUUAUUAAAAAGAAUUUAGAUUCUGUCGGCUCUGGAUUAAUUCGAAGAAAUUUUGAUACAAUUGGGUCUGGACUUAUUAAAAAGAAUUUAGAUUCCGUCGGUUCUGGAUUAAUUCGCAGAAAUUUGGAUUCUGUUGGAUCUGGAUUAAUUCGAAGAAAUUUCGAUACUAUUGGGUCUGGACUUAUUAAAAAGAAUUUGGAUUCUGUUGGCUCUGGAUUAAUUCGCAGAAAUUUAGAUUCUGUUGGAUCUGGGCUCAUAAAAAAGAAUUUGGAUUCUGUUGGCUCUGGAUUAAUUCGUAGAAAUUUCGACACUGUUGGUUCUGGUCUUAUCAAAAAGAAUUUGGAUUCCGUCGGUUCUGGAUUAAUUCGAAGAAAUUUGGAUUCUGUUGGCUCUGGAUUAAUUCGUAGAAAUUUGGAUUCUGUUGGCUCUGGAUUAAUUCGUAGAAAUUUGGAUUCUGUUGGCUCUGGAUUAAUUCGAAGAAAUUUGGAUUCUGUUGGAUCUGGAUUAAUUAAAAAGAAUUUGGACUCUGUCGGUUCUGGAUUAAUUCGAAGAAAUUUCGACACUGUUGGUUCUGGUCUUAUCAAAAAGAAUUUGGAUUCCGUCGGUUCCGGAUUAAUUCGAAGAAGUUUCGAUACUGUUGGAUCUGGACUAAUUCGUAGAAAUUUGGAUUCUGUUGGAUCUGGACUAAUUAAAAAGAACUUGGAUUCUGUCGGUUCCGGAUUAAUUCGUAGAAAUUUGGAUUCUGUUGGAUCUGGACUAAUUAAAAAGAAUUUGGACUCGGUCGGCUCCGGAUUAAUUCGUAGAAAUUUCGAUACUGUUGGAUCUGGACUUAUUAAAAAGAACUUGGAUUCUGUUGGCUCUGGAUUAAUUCGAAGAAAUUUCGAUACUAUUGGGUCUGGACUAAUUAAAAAGAAUUUAGAUUCUGUCGGCUCCGGAUUAAUUCGAAGAAAUUUGGAUUCUGUUGGAUCUGGACUAAUUAAAAAGAAUUUGGACUCUGUCGGUUCUGGGCUCAUCAAAAGGCAGCUAGACUCCGUUGGAUCUGGUCUUAUUCGAAGGAAUUUUGACACUGUCGGCUCUGGGUUAAUACGAAGGAAUCUGGACUCUGUUGGGUCCGGGCUUAUCAAAAGACAGCUAGAUUCCGUUGGAUCAGGUUUGAUUAAAAGAAAUUUCGAUUCUAUUGGAUCUGGUCUGAUCAGGCGGAGAUUUGAAACAGCACAAACCGGUUUACUGGCAAGACUAACAGAAUGUUUGUAUCAUGCUGACAAGAAGAGUAAAUGCCUUCUUCGAAUGGAAUAGACCAACAAACGCCAUGACAACAAUGAGUAAAGGAAAAUAAUUCAAAAAAUAAUAAAACACGACGACACAAAAGCGGAAAUUUAAACAACACAAAAGAAAUU